Nelumbo nucifera (sacred lotus) is the source of this 965-nucleotide messenger RNA. RefSeq names its product pathogen-related protein-like. Lineage: Eukaryota; Viridiplantae; Streptophyta; Magnoliopsida; Proteales; Nelumbonaceae. The record is from RefSeq and is a predicted model, not a curated record.
AUCUCUCGGUCUCUCCACCCUCACAUAAUAUAGAAUAGACACAACACACAACAAGCUAAACCUUUUUCCAAGCAAAAGAUCGAUGGCUUCCUCUAAAGCUACUGAUCAACCCGUGGUUCAGGGUGACAAGUACAGAUCACAUAUGUAUGGAGAAGGAGAGAAGAAUACCAAAUGGAGGUCUGGUGCUCCUCCCAACUUCGAUGCUGUCAACAAGCUCUUCGAGGAAGGCCGAACUCAGGAAUGGCCAAAAGGGUCRCUGGAGGAAAGAGUCCAAAAUCUUGUGAAGACAUGGGAAAUGGAGAUCGCAUUUAAGGUCGAUCCAGCUGAUUAUAAAUCCAUAAACACUACAAACUUUACUGUCAGCGUAAACGGAGGUAAACCGGUGCCACUUGAAGAGAUUUUGAGAAUUGGAAGCUACAAUUUAUUCCUGCAAACACCCUUGCCACAGAACUUACGUGUUUAUGAUCCAUCCCUUGAAACAAGUCAAUCGGCGUCUCAGGCUUUCCUCACCACAUUCUCUCGUGGGUUCGCUGUGGAAAUUCUUCAAGUAUAUUCAGGUCCUCCGGUGAUUGCCUACAAGUUCAGGCACUGGUCUUUCAUGGAGGGUCCUUUCAAAGGCCAUGCUCCCACUGGGGAAUUGGUGGAGUUCCAYGGAAUUGGCAUCUUUCAUAUGGAUGAAUUGAUGCGUGUUAAGAAAAUAGAAUUCUUUUAUGAUGGAAACGAAGUGCUGGCAAGUCUUAUCAAAGGGCCUUCUACAGAUGGAUCAGAGGCCUCAACCAAAGCAUCUGGGGGUUGCCCAUUCUUCCACAAACUUACUCAAGCUUAACUGCAGCAUAUAUGUUUUAAUUUCUCUUAAUUAAUAAAAUGCCUUGACUCGUAUGUGAGCAAGUGAAUGUAGUAUAUAUGUAGUUGAAAUAAAUGGCAUUUCUACAUCAUUGAUCAUGUAUUCUUUUCAUUCAUGUUGA